Oncorhynchus masou masou (cherry salmon) is the source of this 5614-nucleotide messenger RNA. Its product is annotated as protein FAM171A1-like. Gene Ontology annotation, biological process: stress fiber assembly; regulation of cell shape. Lineage: Eukaryota; Metazoa; Chordata; Actinopteri; Salmoniformes; Salmonidae. Gene Ontology annotation, cellular component: plasma membrane. The record is from RefSeq and is a predicted model, not a curated record.
GGCCGCCCUGGCUUCAGUGACUUUCUUUAUUUUUUAAAAGAAGAAAAAAAAGAACCGACCGAGCAGCAGGAGGGUGGGAUGCAGAACUGAACAGGACAUACUGAAGGAGAAAAUAGAGGGAAAGCUAAUGCUACAAAAUAUGGAGUCUUACCCGAUGUACAUGUGUGUGUUUUACAAUACAUUGAUGUAGCCAGUCAAUAUUUUAUAUUUAUUUGAACUAUUUUUUGUGUGCGCAAUGACGAGGGUCGGUGUUUUGAGCAGGACCGCAGCGAUUGUGCUCUGUCUUUUGGGAUGCAAUGUGUGGAAAGCGGUAACCAAAACCCUGCAAGAUGACAACGCUCUAAAAGAGGUGACUCUGAAGGUUCACCUGAGUGAUGCCAGCACCCACCAGCCCCUGGGCGGAGCCACCAUCGAGCUCUUCGCCAACCACACCCCUGUAACCACAGAGACCUCUGCUGCCGACGGCAAUGCCUACCUGCGUUUUCCCUACCGCCUUGGAACCCUGCUGGUUGUCACAGCAACCAGACAGGGCUACGUGCCAAAUUCCGCCCCCUGGAGACCCACCAGACUGCCCGUGUUUUCCUCUCUCAGUCUGGAGCUGCUACCAGAGAGAGCUGCCACUCUGAUGGUGUAUGAAGACCUGAUACACAUUAACUCUGGAUCCCAAGGAUCGAGGGGUCAGUCCUGGGUUCAGUUCCAGCGUCGAGCCCUGAGCCUCCCUCCCAACUCGUCCUACAGCAAUCUCACUGCCCUGCUGACUGUGGCCAACAACCCCAGCCACAUCCAGCACUUCCCCUACCUACAGGGCCGGGGCAAUGGAACAGGAAGUGAGCGUAGGUUUGAGCUGACUCCAGUGGCGGCCAUCUCUGUCCACCUAUUGGCCAGCGAGGGGGUGGAGCUCCAGGUGAAUGGCCCAAUCAGCAUCUCCAUCUCUCUACCGGCCAAUAGCGGCCUGAAGGAGAACCAACACAUCCCAGCCUGGAGGUUCAAUCCCAGUCUAGGGGCCUGGUUGAAGAGCAGUCUGGGCUAUGUCCAGAGGGAGGGAGACCAGCUCAGCCUAACCUACAUCGCCCCUCAGCUGGGAUACUGGGUGGCUGCCAUGUCCCCACUAGACACAGGUCCGGUGGUGGCAAAGGACAUCAGUACGUACCACACAGUCUUCCUAUUGGCCAUACUGGGAGGCAUGGCUGUCAUCCUCCUCUGCCUGCUCUGUCUACUACUGUACUACUGCAGGCGUGGUUGUGUGAAGCCUCGUCUGUCCCAGCGGAAGCUGACUCUGUCGUCUGGUCUGGAGGGCAGUAAGAGAGACCAGUCCACCUCCAUGUCCCACCUCAUCAGCAGCGAGGUUCAUUUGGAGCUGGUCUCUACGACAGCAGAACCCGACAUGACCACGCCCAUGCUAAAACCCUCCUCCUACGAUCGACAUGACCUGGUCUCCCAUGGCAACCACAGUCACAUGUCGCUAGGAAACCACAGCCGAAGUCGUCAUGGCUCGUCGCUAGGCAACCUGACGCCGCGCAGCAGAGACUACCGUCAGUCUGUGGAGACGUUCCCGUUUAAGUCAGCCCUCUCCGCCGGGACGGAUGCCGGCUACCGCCAAUCAUACACCUCUAUCUGCUCAUCCAUCAAUCAGCUCCCAGAUAGACUUUCCUCCUCAAAUCAGGUGCAGGCGUCAGCAAGUCAAUUGAGUGGUGUUGGGGAGGGAGGGACUAGUGUGCGUGAGGCUACCUCGCCCUGCUCCCCACCUGUCUCCCCUAUCAGAGGGGAGGGGUGUGAGCGCAGACCCCCAGAUUACCUCCUGUCCCGGUCUGUGGACCACCUGGGCUCCCUGCCCCUCUCCCUCCCCAGGCCGGGCCAGCUGUUGUGCUGUGGCUCCGUGGACCUGCUGAGUGGAGGAGACGGUUACCCCAGGAGGAUCCGGCCCACCCUGGUGAUCCCAGCCCACUACAUGCGCCUGCCGGGGGAGCACCCGCUGUGUGGCCAGGCCCUGUUCUUACAGACUGACCAGCAGAGUGACCUGGAGACCAUCCAGGCUGAGCUCAACGCCUCACACUCCCAGCAGCCCCUGGGGCAAACACACGCCGAUUAUGCUAUCGCCUCAGCCAACCAGGGACAAGGAGAGGGGCAAGGGGAGUGGAGCAGCCUAUCAGAGUCCCUGUCUAUCCCGACAGCACUUGGGGAGGCAGGUAUUAUGCAAAUGAACGGCGAGGACACGCUAUUGGCUGAGAGGAAACUGAUGGAACUGCGGGGAGGGAAGCCCCUCACACACCCGCGCGCCUGGUUCGUCUCAUUGGACGGUCGGUCUAACGCCAUCAGACACUCUUACAUAGACUUGCAGCGGGCUGGGCAAGCCAAGGGGAAUCCAGGUGGAGGAGGUAGCCAUGGUAACAACAGUGGUGGUAGACAUGUCAACGGAAACGACGCAAGUCUGGACUCCGGGGUGGACCUGAAUGAGCCCAGAGCAGGGCGGAGGGGGAGGGAGGUAGAGAGGAAGGUAGGAGAGAGGGAAAGAGAAAAAGACAGAGAGAGGGGGAGGGCAAAAAGCGGCCCUCCUGCCAUGGCCUACACCCAGCUGGUAUAUGUGGAUGACCUGGAGGGGGAGACUCCUGAGUGUAGCCCCCAGGACAGCCCUUUAGGUCCAGGGUUGCAGAACACACAGGGACAUCAACAAGUAGAGGAAGAGGAGGAGGACAGAGGAGACGAAGAGGAACACAGAGGAGAGGGGAUGAUACAGGAAGAGGCUCCUUCACCCCUCUCCUCCCCCUCCUCCUCCUCCUCCUCACCACCCCCACUCACAGAGACAAAGGGCGUUGUUUUCAGGACUGAGCAUGACCAGACGGCCCUAUUGUCUGUUGCCCCUGACGACCACGGAGAGGAGGAGAAGAAGAGCCCCUGGCAGAAGCGGGAGGAGCGCCCCCUACUAGCAGUCUUUAACCUCAAAUGACCUUACUUCCCCUCCCACCACCCCACCCCAGAGUGACAUGAAGAAGGAAGUACAUCUGCACUGGGAGCUAAAUGGAACUGUCAGUGAAUGGAAACGAUUGGAACAGUUGGAAGUCCAUACAUUCUAAUGUCUAAUCCUUCCUGUGUAUCAUCAUAGCCCCACACUACAUGGACAGGCUAGACAUGCCAUAGAGACUUUGUCUGAGUGAUACUGAUGAACUCCUGAACUAAAAACAAACUUAACAACGUCAGAGAACAUGUAACGCACAACUGCUAUGCCUUUAGUAAAUUAGCUGUGUCAGCAAAAAGGGGCUGUGGAAUAAAGUAGAGACAGACAAUGUGUGUUUCAAUACUUAGCAGCAGCCUCCUUUCCUCAGUCUUAUCUGCUUCAGUCCACUGAUCUGAAAAGCAUAGGACAAGUAAAAGCAAUAUGGCGGAUGUCUACUGGCAGGUCUAGGUAGAAGGAGUAGUAGUGUUUUCAGAUCAGUAACUAGGACAGGACAUACAUACAGCAGGAAAGGAAGCUACUCUAAUGUAUAAUGCUGCACAGAUCUACGAUCAGUUUUCCCCCCACAAGUCUUAAUCUGGGCGGCAGGUAGCCUAGCAGUUAGAGAGGUGGGCCAGUAACGCAAAGAUCGCUGGUUCGAAUACCCAAGCCAAGAUGUUGAAAAAUCUGUCGAUGUGCCCUUGAGCAAGGCACUUAACCCUGAUUUGCUCCAGGGGCGCCGUACUACUAUGGCUGCAUCUAUCCAGUGUAUGUGACACUAAAACAUAUUUUGUUUUGUUAUUUUUUAGGUUUCCAUUUUCCAACGUUAGGGUACCUUAGAUUAGUGUGUGUGUAACUUCAGUUUCCCAUCCACACGACUGGUGAAUCAGAUAAUGGGAUACAGCCCCCCUCUGUUGGUGACUGUUGAUAUUGCAGCACUCUACCAGUGAGGUUUUAUAUGAAGGUUUUGUGUGUUGAACCACUGACUUCGGCAUACUUUGCUCUGAACGGCUGGCUAUGCAUCACUUUUAUACGGUUGCUUGAGAUGCCUUGUUUUGUAAUUUUAAGUACUCUGUGAUUUUAGUUGCCAAACUAUUCUACUCAAAUACGUUUCUGCUAUUUUCUACUCAGAUAUGUUUUAUUGUUUUUUUCCCUUACUGUAAGUACAGAGUUUUAACAGACACACACCCAAGCCUUUUCUCUGAAACCAAACCGCAUCCUGAUGUUUGGAAACCACUAUUAUCGACGUUUUCCAAGUGCCUUUGAACAAGUUGACUCGUACACAUCAGUUGAUCAGUUCAGCUAGCUGUUUAUUUCUCCUCUCCCCUGUUGAGCUCUAACCCUCCACUACCUCAUCCCUCUCUCCUCUCCUCCCUCUGUCCCUGGCAGACCAUGCAGCAUCCCCCUCUCUCCUCUCCUCCCUCUGUCCCUGGCAGAUAGCAUGCAGCAACCUCCUCUCUCCUCUCCUCCCUCCGUCCCUGGCAGAUAGCAUGCAGCAACCUCCUCUCUCCUCUCCUCCCUCUGUCCCUGGCAGAUAGCAUCCAGCAUCCCCCUCUCUCCUCUCCUCCCUCUGUCCCUGGCAGACUAUGCAGCAUCCCCCUCUCUCCUCUCCUCCCUCUGUCCCUGGCAGACCAUGCAGCAUCCCCCCUCUCCUCUCCUCCCUCUGUCCCUGGCAGACCAUGCAGCAUCCCCCUCUCUCCUCUCCUCCCUCUGUCCCUGGCAGACCAUGCAGCAUCCCCUCUCUCCUCUCCUCCCUCUGUCCCUGGCAGACAGCAUGCAGCAUCCCCUCUCUCCUCCCUCUGUCCCUGGCAGACCAUGCAGCAUCCCCCUCUCUCCUCUCCUCCCUCUGUCCCUGGCAGACCAUGCAGCAUCCCCCUCUCUCCUCUCCUCCCUCUGUCCCUGGCAGACCAUGCAGCAUCCCCCUCUCUCCUCUCCUCCCUCUGUCCCUGGCAGACCAUGCAGCAUCCCCCUCUCUCCUCUCCUCCCUCCGUCCCUGGCAGACCAUGCAGCAUCCCCCUCUCUCCUCUCCUCCCUCUGUCCCUGGCAGACAGCAUGCAGCAUCCCCCUCUCUCCUCUCCUCCCUCUGUCCCUGGCAGACCAUGCAGCAUCCCCCUCUCUCCUCUCCUCCCUCUGUCCCUGGCAGACAGCAUGCAGCAUCCCCCUCUCUCCUCUCCUCCCUCUGUCCCUGGCAGACCAUGCAGCAUCCCCCUCUCUCCUCUCCUCCCUCUGUCCCUGGCAGACCAUGCAGCAUCCCCCUCUCUCCUCUCCUCAGUCACAAAGGGAGGAUGCUGUGUGGCCGUAGCUAGAUUGUUUAUUGACUUUUGCAUCUGCCUCUGUGUGCCAGUGUUUUCAGCCCGUCUCUGUCUGUACUCAUGUCUUUCUGCACAAGCAUGUGCCUGAGUGUUCAUAUCUGUGCAUGCAGACAAUAUACUGCAGGUUGUGUGUGUGUGACAGCAUAUGACAACUGAGGCAUUACAGUGUAUAUAGUUCUCUCCUCUACAUGUUGACAUGUGAGCUAGUGUUGUGAAUGACCCCUCAUCCUCUCUCUCUCGCUCUGUACUCCAUCACCAUAGUAACCACUCUGGGAGAGUACUGUAUGUUACUGUUCCAUCCAUUCUGAAUGUCUUAACUGGUUGCUUGUAUUAUAAUUUACGCUUAUUAUUCUGAAUAAAGAGACAAACUGGA